CUGCUCAUUUCCAUUCAGGUGAAGCGCACGGAGCAUUCGGAACGUCUCAAUGACGCUGAGAAACGAUUUUUAAUAGAUGCUGUGUCAAGACGAGCAUGCCUAUGGGAUGAUCAGGACGCAAAUUACAAAAGCCUGAAUUGUCGCACGUCGGCCUGGAGGGGUGUAAGCCAGGAAAUGGAGACAGAGUUCGAGAAAAAGUUUGAUUGCGAUAUACUGCAAAAGACAUUCAAGAACCUCCGUGAUGUCUUCACGCGCAAACGAAGGGAAUGUCAAGAAAUCUUGCUGAAGAGAAGCGGAGCAUCCGCGGGACAGGUGGAAAAGAUUACUUCUUGGCCUUUCUACGCAUCAUUGCUUUUUUUGGAUAGCUCCGCUGAUCAAGGAGAACGAUACUGCAACGUUACCGAUACCAAUGUGGAUCAAGAAUACCAGGAGUUGGUGGAGGAGGAAAUCAUUGACCUCGAGAGCGUAAAUGAUGAGAACUCGGCGCCCACGGAGCAGGAUAUGGGGAACACGAGCCGUCCGUCGUCGGUCAAACCGAUAACAGCGCUUACGUCGAAGAAGCGCAAGGCAUCAAAGAGUCAAAUGGAAAACAUUACUGCCACAAUGAUGAAAGGUUUUGAACCGAUGGACAAGUUUGAGGCCAUUGGUGUACUUCUUGCGGCAAAAUUGCGCGAGCUGAAUGCGCUGGAUCCUCUUAAUGGCGAAGAAGCACAGCUCAAGGCCGAAGAAAUGAAUAUCUACUUUUCCAGGCUCAUCUUUAAUGCAAAAAACAGUGGAAAAUAG
Molecule: messenger RNA, 783 nt
Organism: Cylicostephanus goldi
Lineage: Eukaryota; Metazoa; Nematoda; Chromadorea; Rhabditida; Strongylidae
Source: the annotation of a GenBank genome assembly